Molecule: messenger RNA, 603 nt
Organism: Acanthamoeba castellanii str. Neff
Lineage: Eukaryota; Discosea; Longamoebia; Acanthamoebidae
Exons: 5
Coding region: 1-603 (200 amino acids)
Source: RefSeq, a predicted model, not a curated record
AUGGCGUCGGUGGAGUCGAGACUGAAGCUGGUCGAGCAGGUGGAGUUCAAGGGCGCUUUCACUGAUGACGAGUUUGCGUCCUACCGCAACCUCUUCCUGAAAUACGACGCCAACAAGACGCUGGCGCUCGAGCUGUUCGAGCUGCACCAGAUGUACGAGGACAUGGGCGAGACCAAGACCAACCUGCAGCUGCGCCAGCUCAUCCGCGACGCCAACCCCGACACCUCCUCCGCCGACGGCAUCGACUACAAGGCGUUUUUGACGGUUCUGUUGAAGGACAAGAAGGGCCAGACCAGGUCGGCCCUCGGCGGCCUGUUCGUGCAGCUCCUCAAGCCCGUCGAGGCCAAGCAGCACACGUCGGCCAUCGGCAAGUUCGCCAACGUCUUCGAGCAGCAAGCCGCCCAGCAGACCAACGACACGAUCUCGGAGCAGAACAUCAAGAUGCAGAGGGACGCGCGGAGGGAGCAGGAGAACCGCAAGCGGGAGGCCCUGGCCAAGCUCAAGGCCGAGGAAGAGGAGAAGGCCCGGCUGGAGGCGGAGAGGAAGGCCCGCGUGCAGGCCGGUCUCGCCAAGCUCAAGGCCAACAUCAACGCCUCAUCCUGA